AUAAAAAUAUCUGAAAAGAGUUCAUAAACUUUGUGUUCAUAGAAUGUAAAUAAGAUCAAGCGAGGAAAAUUGUUAAAUAAGCGAAUUUAUUGAAAGUAAAAUUAUUUGCGGUGUAAAGUUUUGUUGUUGUUAUUUUUUUCAAAGCGAGGAGAAUGAAUUUUGUGAUCCAGCAGAUGAAAAGAAUCGAAUUAAAUUAACUUAGAAUCAGCAAAAUCAAUUGUCUAAGUAUACUCAAAUUAAGAAAACACGCGAAGUCGCGUAAGAAAAAUAAAUAUACAGACAGUAGCAUACAAACAUCCAAGAUGUCGAAAGAUAAUAUUGUGUCGCAGUUUGUUCAAGGCUUAAAGUCAAAAAGUCACCAGAACAGAGCUGCACAGGAACUAUUGCUAUAUGUUAAGACGGAAUUGCGUGAAAUGCCACAGGAGGAACAAGUGUCAUUUCUCGAUGAAUUUAAUCAUCAUAUAUUUGACAUGAUUUCGUCUGCAGACAUAAAUGAAAAGAAGGGAGGAGUUUUGGCCAUAAAAUGCCUAAUUAGUGGAGACGUAGUGAAUACGACAACGAGCAUUUCACGCUAUCUCAAUAACCUUCGGGUUCUAUUUCCAUCAAGUGACGUCGGUGUCAUGGAAUUAGCAGCUAGAACAUUAGUAAAGUUGGGUCAAUUACCUGGAUCGAAAGGUGUUGAAAGUUUCGAAUAUGACAUCAAACAAGCGUUUGAAUUCAUAUCUGAGGAACGAAAUGAAGGAAAACGGCAAGCUGCUGUAAUUAUACUGAGAGAACUGGCUGUAGCAAAUCCAACAUUUUUCUAUCAGCAAGUCUCGAGCUUUUUUGACCACAUUUUUAUGGCAAUUCGAGAUGCAAAGCCUAUGAUUAGAGAAAGUGCAGGACAAGCAUUGCGUGCUGCACUUAUUGUAACAUCUCAACGAGAAACUGUUAAAUUUAAUGUUAAGCCAGCUUGGUAUAAACAAUGCUAUGAUGAGGCAAUUUCGUGUUUUGAAGAGAAUCCUUCCAAAGAGAAAGGUGUAACGAAAGAUGAUCGAGUUCACGGUGCUUUAAUUAUUUUAAAUGAAAUUUUGAGAUGUUCAAAUGCAGUUUGGGAGAAAAAAUAUACAGCAUUAAAGCGUCUUCAGCCCGAGCAAAGGCCUCAUGAUGAUUCAUCGACUGUUUUUCCACGAUUUAGAACGACAUUUUCUGACAAAUUUGGAACACCAACAAAUCAUGUUCCACAAUUUCAUACACAAUCAUCCUACCUUUAUGACUUUGACACGGAUUCAAAGUUUUCACGACAUCACUUAUCAAUCAAUGAAUCACCGACAUGUCGACAAAUUAUCGAAACAAAUUACAAUGAGAUUUGUAAGCAUGUAUUGGAGCAAAUGUUGUCAAAAUCCUCGUAUGUUCAACAAUCGCUCCUGAAUAUUUUACCACGCUUGGCUGCUUUUAAUCGUAAUGAUUUCGUAAAGAAUCAUUUAGCAAGAAUAUUCAAUUACUUGUUAAUGACACUAAAUAGAAAAGAAAAGGAUAGAAAUAUUGCAUUCAUUACUUUAGGCUUUAUAGCUGUUGCUGUUGAUAAGAGUAUUGAACCUUACAUUGCCAAAAUUAUGGAAGUCGUAAAAUCUUCAUUACCUCAAAAGGAUACGCCAGUAAAGAAGAAAACGCAAAUGGAUUCGUCUGUUUUUAUAUGCAUCACUUUACUCGGACAUGCUGUUAAAAAUGGAAUAUCAAAGGAUGUCAAAGAUUUACUUGAACCAAUGUUUUCGACUGGAUUAACACCGGCACUAACCAUUUGUCUAAGAGAACUUGCUGAAAAUAUACCAAAUAUUAAGCGAGAAAUUUCAGAUUUUCUAUUAAAAAUGCUUUCUCAAGUCUUGCUGACUUCAAAGCCACAACCUCAGGUAGGAACGCCAAUAAAGCACAAUUUAACAGCACAAUUUGCCGCUUUGACUGUCCAAAGCACAGAUAAUCAACCAGACAUUUCUACAAUCGUGCUUGCAUUAAGAACAUUAGGAACAUUUCAAUUUGAAGGACAUAAUUUAUUGCCAUUCGUGCAACGAUGUGCUGACUAUUUCCUCAUUAAUGACCAACAAGAAAUUCGUAUUGAGGCGGUACAAACAUGCAGUAGUUUAUUAAAAAUAUCCAUUCAGCAAUCAUCAGAAACGACAGGAAUUUCAGAAACAUUAAAAGAGACAAUUUGUCAUGUUUUAGAGAAACUACUAAUUGCUGGAGUCACAGAUGUUGAUGCUAAUGUUAGAUUAAGAGUUUUGAAAUCCCUUGACGAGACUUUUGACGCGCAAUUAGCACAACCAUGGUUUUUAUCAUCAUUGCUGGUGACACUUAAUGACGAAGUUUUUGAAAUAAGAGAAUUAGCAAUAAUAACAAUUGGACGAUUAUGCUCAAUGAAUCCAGCUUAUGUCAUGCCAAGUUUAAGAAAAACACUCGUUCAGCUAUUGACAGAAUUGGAGCAUUCUGGGAUGAGUCGAAAUAAGGAACAAAGUGCAAGAAUGUUGGAUCAUUUAAUUCUCAAUACACCAAAAUUAAUAUCAUCGUAUAUGCGUCCAAUACUAUCAAUUCUAGUGCCAAAAUUAAAGGAAGUAGAUUUAAAUCCUGGCGUUGUUUUGAACGUUUUACGAGCAAUCGGAGACUUGGCAGAAGUUAAUAGUCAAUCAAAUGUUAUGGAUGCAUAUGCUGAUGAUUUAUUAACGAUUCUUGUUGAGAUGUUAACAGACGCUGGUGCUCCAAAUAAACGAGGAAUUGCUCUAUGGACUUUAGGUCAAAUUGUCAGUGCUACUGGAAAAGUUGUGAUACCUUAUCAUACUUAUCCUAACUUGAUUGAUAUUCUUAUCAAUUUCUUAAAAACUGAAACUGACAUUCUCGUUCGUCAUGAAACAAUUCGUGUAUUAGGAUUAUUAGGAGCUUUAGAUCCAUACAAACAUAAAAUGAAUCGUGGCUUGAUUGACAACCAAAAUGAUACAAUAUUGAUUUCUAUAUCUGAUAUUAAAGUUGAUGAGUAUAAUGAUUUAUCGACAGCUGAAAUGUUGGUUAACAUGGGGAAUCAAUUGGACGAAUAUUAUCCAGCAGUUGCUAUAUCCACAUUAAUGAAAAUUCUCAAGGAUGGAAAUUUAGCACAGCAUCAUACAAGUGUUGUACAAGCUGUUACAUUCAUUUUUAAAAGUUUAGGAAUUAAAUGUGUGCCUUAUUUAUCACAAGUAUUGCCAAGCUUAUUGAAUAAUAUACGAACAGCAGAAGUUAGUAAACGUGACUUCCUCUUUCAACAACUCUCAACAUUGGUCGAAAUUGUUAAGCAGCACAUUAUCUGUUACAUGACUGACAUUUUUAAGCUAGUUAAAGAUUUUUGGGUACCACAAAGUGAAUCAACACAAAUCACACUUAUUAAUUUGGUCGAGAAGAUUUCAAUAGCUUUGGGAUGUGAAUUUAAGGUUUAUUUGUCACAACUCAUGCCUCACAUUCUUCGUGUCUUGUCACAUGAUAAUUCCAAGAAUAAAAAAGUCACUUUUGUGCUACUUGGAACGCUACAGAAAUUUGGUGAUAAUCUUGAUGACUAUCUACAUCUUAUUGUUCCACCAAUUGUUAAGCUUUUCGAACCAAUCGAUGUCCCACAAAAUGUCUCAAAUGCUGCUUUAGAAACAAUUAAUCAUUUAGCUGAAAUUCUCGACUUUACGGACUAUUCAUCGAGAAUAAUUCAUCCACUUGUACGAGUCAUUGACAAUUAUCCAGAUUUAAGACCUGUUGCUCUUGUGACACUCUGUGCGAUGGUCAUUCAACUUGGAAAGAAUUAUUUAGUAUUUGUGCCAUUAGUCAGUAAAAUCAUGCAAAAGCAUAAGAUCAAUAAUACUGAAUAUGCCAAGCUUUUGUCGAAAAUUCAGAGCAACACAACAUUAGCACUUGAUGAUGAGUUCAGACUAAGACAAACGAGAUUUAAGAAUCGUGAAAUUGCAGUUGUUGUCGAUUCCAAUACAAUUAAAAAGUUACAAGUUUCUGAAAAUGAUUUACAAGUUUUAUGGCAGUCAAUAAGAAGAGUAUCAAAGGAUGAUUGGCUUGAAUGGUUGAAAACAUUGAGUAUUGGAUUAUUGAAGGAAUCACAAUCGCCAGCAUUAAGAUCCUGUAAAGCACUCGCACAAAAUUAUCCACAAUUAUUAAGAGAUUUAUUUAAUGCUGCAUUCAUUUCAUGCUGGACUGAACUUAGUGCUGUGAAGAAAAAGCAAUUAGCCGCAAGUUUACAGCAAGCAUUAAUGGUGCCUGAUAUUCCUGAAAUAACACAAACAAUUUUAAAUCUAGCUGAAUUUAUGGAACAUUGUGACAGUCAAACGUUGCCAAUUGACUCGAAAUUGCUGGGACAAAGAGCAAUGGACAGCAGAGCAUAUGCCAAAGCCUUACAUUAUAAAGAAGCUGAAUUUAGACAAGAAAAGACUCACCAAGUUAUAGAAUCAUUAAUUUUAAUCAACAAUAAAUUACAGCAGAAAGAAGCAGCCGAAGGUUUACUUGGCUAUGUUAUGGCACAUCCAGAAUUGGAGAUUCAAGUAAGAUGGUAUGAGAAAUUGCACAAUUGGGAACGUGCUUUGGGAUUAUAUGAAGAAAAGUUGAAGAAAGUAGGCGACGAUGUUGAUUCAAUGCUCGGACAAAUGAGGUGUUUGGAAGCGAUGGGUGAAUGGAAUGACUUGAGUGAUUUAGCGACAGAUAAAUGGGACAUAUUAACAAAUGAUGGACAUUCACGUGCUGGACGAUUAGCAGCUGUGGCAUCUUGGGGUCUUCAAGAUUGGGAUAAGAUGGCAUCAUAUGUAAAAUGUAUUCCUGAAGAGACACAAGAUGGAAGCUUUUAUCGAGCAGUUUUAGCGAUUCAUAAUAAUGAUUUUGAAAGUGGACAGAAGUUGAUUGAUCAAACUCGACUGUUACUUGACACCGAAUUAACAGCAAUGGCUGGAGAAUCAUAUGAACGAGCUUAUGGUGCAAUGGUUUGUGUUCAAAUGUUAUCGGAACUUGAGGAAGUCAUUCAUUAUAAAUUGAUUCCUGAGCGUCGAGAAAAUAUUAAAAAUAUGUGGUGGAAGCGACUUAGAGGUGGUCAACGACUUGUUGAAGACUGGCAAAAGAUUAUUCAAGUUCAUUCAUUGGUUGUUUCACCUCAAGAAGAUGUUCAUACAUGGCUUAAAUAUGCUUCAUUAUGUAGGAAGAGUAAACAACUUAAAUUAUCACACAAAACACUUGUUAUGUUGUUAGGAUGUGACCCAUCUCAAAAUGAAGAUCAAGAUUUGCCUGUUGUACAACCUCAUGUCACAUUUGCUUACACGAAACAUUUGUGGAUGGAUGGAAAGGAGGAAUUAGCAUACGAUAAACUUUCGAGAUUCGUUAUCACAUUUAAUAAUGUCAUACAGAGAAAUACCACCCAAGCCGUAAUAUCGCAGGAUGCUAAUAAUCGACUACUCGCUAGAUGCUAUAUGAAAUUGGGUCUUUGGCAGAAUAAGCUUGAAGGAUUGAAUGAUGCAUCUAUUGAAAGUAUUUUGUCAUACUAUGAAGCAGCUACAAAUCUAGAUAAAACUUCAUAUAAGGCAUGGCAUUCUUGGGCUUAUGCAAACUUUAAAGUUAUUCAGACACAACGCUUAGAUCUUGCAAAAGCUGAAAUGUCAUCAUCAUCAAACACAGUUGCUAUGGCUGCAAAUGAAGUAAUUAAAAAGGAUAAAGAAAAUCAACUAGUACUUCAGUACGCUGUGCCUGCAUUAAAAGGAUUCUUUAGGUCUAUAAAUUUAUCACAAGGAAACUCAUUACAAGAUACUUUACGUUUACUGACAUUAUGGUUCGAUUAUGGACAAACUUCUGAAGUUAUUGAUGCCUUGAAUGAAGGAAUUCGCAUAAUUGAAAUUGAUACAUGGCUUCAAGUCAUCCCACAACUGAUUGCUAGAAUUGAUACGCCAAGGUUGUUUGUUGGAGAAUUAAUUCAUAAAUUAUUGUCAGAUAUUGGCAAAUCACAUCCACAAGCUCUCGUUUAUCCACUCUCUGUUGCCUCUAAAUCAGCAUCACCAAAUCGAAAGAAUGCUGCAAAUAGGAUUCUAAAUUCAAUGAAAGAACACUCGAGUAUACUUGUUGAACAAGCAAAGAUGUGCAGCGAAGAAUUAAUUCGUGUUGCUAUUUUAUGGCACGAGCAAUGGUAUGAAGGAUUAGAAGAAGCUUCGCGUUUAUAUUUCGGGGAAAGGGACAUCAAAGGAAUGUUUGAUACAUUAGCGCCACUUCAUGCGAUGCUUCAAAGGGGUCCACAAACUUUAAAAGAGACUUCAUUUAAUCAGGCUUACGGGCGAGAACUGUCGGAUGCUUUUGAAUGGUGCAAUAAUUAUAAGGUGACUGGUAAUAUGAGGGAUUUGACGCAAGCUUGGGAUCUUUAUUAUCACGUUUUCCGUCGUAUUUCCAAACAACUGCCUCAAUUGACGUCGUUAGAGCUUCAAUAUGUUAGUCCUAAGCUUCUCAAGUGUCGGGACCUUGAAUUAGCAGUUCCAGGAAGUUAUUCACCCGGUUUAGAGCUAAUCAAGAUCUGCAGCAUACAAACAAAUCUGCAGGUAAUUACAUCGAAACAACGACCAAGAAAAUUAUGCAUUAGAGGAUCAAACGGAAAAGACUACAUGUUCUUGCUCAAAGGUCAUGAAGAUUUACGUCAAGAUGAACGAGUUAUGCAGCUUUUUGGCUUAGCAAAUACGCUUUUAUUGAAUGAUCCAGAUACAUUUAGACGAAAUUUGACAAUUCAACGCUACGCUGUAAUUCCACUUAGCACAAAUAGUGGAUUAAUUGGAUGGGUGCCUCAUUGUGACACACUUCAUGUUUUAAUUAGAGAUUAUCGUGAAAAGAAGAAGACGCUAAUUAACAUAGAACAUCGAUUAAUGUUACGUAUGGCACCGGAUUAUGAGAAAUUAAUAUUAAUGCAAAAAGUAGAAGUCUUUGAAUAUGCCUUAAGUCUCACAAGUGGUGACGAUCUUGCUAAAUUAUUAUGGCUGAAAAGUCCAUCAUCUGAAGUGUGGUUUGAACGUCGAACAAAUUAUACACGAUCGUUGGCUACUAUGUCUAUGGUUGGAUAUAUUUUGGGUCUCGGAGAUCGUCAUCCUUCAAAUUUGAUGCUGGAUCGUUUAAGUGGAAAAAUUCUUCAUAUCGAUUUUGGAGAUUGCUUUGAGGUUGCCAUGACUCGCGAGAAAUUCCCAGAGAAGAUUCCAUUCCGUCUAACGAGAAUGUUAAUAAAUGCUAUGGAAGUGACUGGAAUUGAAGGAACAUACAGAAAGACGUGCGAAAGUGUUAUGUCAGUGUUGAGAAAGAAUAAAGACAGCUUAAUGGCUGUUCUUGAAGCAUUCGUUUAUGAUCCAUUACUUAAUUGGCGUCUUUUGGAUACAGCUGAUAGAAAUAGACGAUCCAAAAAUCUCGAAGUCGGUGGUGCUGGAAAUAUUGACAGUUUAGGUGAAAGUGCAGAAGAUUCAAUGGAAUUGCUUAGCUUUGCUGGAAAUCCAAAAGCUGUCGCACCAAAACCUAUGGAAAUAAUUGGAGAUGACAAUACACAAAAUUAUUUACAUCCUGCCGAAGUCACAAACAAGAAAGCUCGAACAAUUAUCGAUCGUGUGAAACAGAAACUUACUGGAAGUGAUUUCAACACGCAAGAACAGGUGGAUGUACAAAGACAAGUUGACUUACUUAUUGAACAAGCUACAAACAACGAAAAUUUAUGUCAAAACUAUAUCGGAUGGUGCCCAUUUUGGUAAAAAUAGAAACUUUUUGUUUGUUAAUAGAUUUUAAGGAAAAUUUGUUUCAUAGAUUAUUAUCAGAUUAUAAUAACUACCCUAUUAACUAUAAGUGUCAUGCUUAAGUCUUUAAAAUUGUAACGAAGAUUAUAAAAAUAAUAAAAAACAAGAUAACAGAAAAAUAAAUAAUUC
This is a messenger RNA of Chironomus riparius, 7907 nucleotides long. Lineage: Eukaryota; Metazoa; Arthropoda; Insecta; Diptera; Chironomidae. The record is from the annotation of a GenBank genome assembly.